UCCAAGUUGCAACCGAAGGACUCUCUCUCCGUUCUCACGGCUCAGGAAGAACCAAUGGAGAAGCUGCCUCCUCCCUCUCUCUCAAUCCAAAUCUCAGAGGAAAAAUUCUCUCUUUUGGGGUUUGUAAAGGCGGUCUUGGUUGUAGAUGGGGCAAAAAAUGGGGCCGGGAGAAGGACAACAGUUUGAGGAAGGUGUCGCCUUGGUGAAUGGGCGCAGUGGGAAGUGUCAGACCUUGGGACUUCCCUGUCGGUCCACCAAGCCCAAAGCCAUGCCGGUCGAGUCCAUGUCCUCAUCCUCCCCUCCUCUCUUCUGUGCAGGAGGACCAGAUUCUGGAGAACCUAAUCGUGAUUCAGUUAAUUUAAAGACUUCUGACCAAGAACCAGAAAUAAGUUUGUCUGAUAGGCUUAGAAAUGCUGCUAUGCUGGACAUUGAAUCAAAUGACUUCUCUUGGGAUGAUCUGUCAUCACUGUAUCAUACUAAACAUGCAAGCAAUACCGAACAUUCUGAAGAUGAACUAAAUAAAGCUUUAGAGGUGACUGUAAAUUCUGGGGGAGUUAUCUUCUAUGUGCUGUUUAGCACUCCCAGAAAUGAUGAUCUUACACCAAAGGAAGCAGCAGGAGUUAUUAAAAUUGCAUCUUCAAGGAUGGCCACACAAUCAGAACGCUUAGGUUAUGAAUUUGCAAAAUGGCUUGGGGUGCGGACACCUCAGGGCAGAGUUAUUCAUAAUUCUAGUUCAGAAUGGCAAAAGAUUAAGGAUGCUGCAGAAAAGGCACGACUCAUGGCAGUCACCAGUGAAGAUGAAGUGGGAGAGAUGACAUGUUCAGAGUUGUUGGAAGCUCUUGAAUUGAACCGAUGCCUUUUCAUAAUGAAUUAUAUUCAUGGCUCGCCACUGUUAGAAAACCCAGAGGCAUUUGAUACGCGGGAGGCUGCUGAAAAUACUGCUGCAGCCCUUGGGAGGGUCCUGAUGCUGGACCUUAUACUAAGGAAUGAGGAUAGACUCCCUUGUCGCCAGCUUGGGUGGCGUGGUAAUUAUGCAAAUAUUUUAUUUGCCGAUAAAGUGGUCUCUGCAAACAUGGAUGCAUUGGAGGAAGCUUAUGAUUCUACCAUAAGACGAUACAAACCACAGAUUAUGAGAAGUCUUCAGAAAGAGAGGAGGGCAAUUUCAGUAAAUGGCAGAUUAGGUUCCCAUAACCCUGAACUUAUGUCUGAGAGCUCUGAUGCUUCCAAUGAGAUCAGUCGCAGAUCCACAAAGAAGCAAGCAACGGAUGAAGCAAAAAGAAGUGAUUUUUAUAUUGUGGCCAUUGACUCAGGGGUUCCUCGCAGGCCUCCAGCAGGAAAACGGGCAAAAGAUCAAGAAAAUUAUCCAAAGGUGGUUGAGCUUGUACUCAACAACUGGGAGUACUCUUCUAACCUGUUGUAUGAAGUAUCUCUGGGAAAACUGGGGUUUCCUGGACCAGAAGAGGCUGAUGUGCCAACUGAUUCUGGUUCUUGGCUGUCUGAUUCUGAUAUGGUAGAAGUUGUUAAUGCCUUUCGAGGAGGAUUUCGGGCAGCUCUUAGAGAUCUGCAGGGCUUCCAUAUAUUUCUUCUCACACUUUACCAAAAAUUGGAUGGCCUCUUACGAAUUCUUCUGUCAAUUAUUAAUAAAUGCUUUGCUGAGUCUGACAAGGAUGAUUCUGGAGUUCUAGACUCACCAUCACAUUCUUCAAGGUGUAGUUUUAGUUCUCCUUUUCUUGCAUAUAAGGAACGAGGUGGGACUGAGACACAUGCAGAUUCAAGUGAUUCUGAGAUGCAGAAAUGUCCGCUUAAGUCCUCACCUGCAGGACCUCGAGAAUGCUCUGACACAACUUCUCCAGUCUCUCGCGAUAACUGGAAUGGGAAGUAUUUUAAAGGAUGUGGAGAACCUCCCCGUAGUUUACGCUUGACAAUGAAGCUCCGUGACUUUAACAAGUGUCCCAAGGUAGAUGCCGAGCUGAACAAGGAGCUGGAACAGUGGAAUGAAAUGCUUCGAACAGAUGUUGUGAAAUUGUGCCAGGAGAACAACUUUAAUACAGGCUUUUUUGAGGGGAAUGAUAAUAACAUCACCGUUGAUGCUUAUGAGUUGAAGGUCAGACUUGAACAUAUACUGGAGAGGAUAGCAUUGAUCUCAGAUGCUGCAAGUACAGAACGGCCCUCUCCUAUCACAGAUUACCUGUUCAUUGGUGGAGCUCUAGCUGCAAGGUCCAUGUACACUCUUCAGCACUUGGGUGUGUCACAUAUACUCUGCUUGUGUACCAAUGAAAUUGGACAAUCAGACUCCCAGUAUCCUGACCAUUUUGAGUACAGAAACUUCUCGAUAAGUGACAAUGAUGAUGAGGACAUAAGUGAUAUCUUUGAAGAUGCUUCUGACUUUAUUGAUUAUGUUGAGCACUUGGGUGGAAAGGUAUUGGUCCAUUGUUUUGAGGGAAGAAGUCGAAGUGCAACAGUGGUGCUCGCUUACUUAAUGCUAAGAAAGAAGCUCACUCUCUUAGAAGCAUGGAACAAGCUAAAGAAGGUGCACCGCCGAGCCCAGCCAAAUGACGGCUUUGCUAAAACCCUCUUGGAUCUUGACACGAGGCUACAUGGGAAAGCUUCUAUGGAAUGGCAGCAGAAGAAACCAAUGAUGAAGGUAUGCCCCAUGUGCGGGAAGAAUGCAGGCCUGAGCAGCAGUUCGCUCAAGCUCCAUUUACAGAAGUCUCACAGAAAGAUAUCCUCAGGCAGUGUCGACAGUGCGAUGACCCUAGAGAUUCAGAAGGCUCUGGAGGCGCUUAAAAUCAGCCGCGGUGGCAGCAUUAGCCCGACUCAGAAGCAGUGCCGGUUGUUCGUAGAUGGGUUUUCUCAUUAAUAUUUGUUGAAUGGGGAUUGUAGUGCAAGAAGACAGAAUCCCAGUUUUCCUAAAUCAGCAAAUUCAGUUUUUCAGGUACUUAAACAGCUUAUGGUGGAUGAGUAGUCAUCUAUCUAAUUGUCAGGUCUUACAGCAAAGAUGGACACCUGAAAGUUACUAUUUGUAAACAAUAAUAAGCCUUCCAUGUAAAGGAUAUGAAUACUCCUGGUGGGUGAGUAGGUUACAACAUUGUACCAUCUUUUGUGAUGUAAUAAUGAGGUAGAGUAGAAAUUGAUGAA
Messenger RNA from Elaeis guineensis (African oil palm), 3138 nucleotides. Its product is annotated as dual specificity protein phosphatase PHS1. The record is from RefSeq and is a predicted model, not a curated record. Gene Ontology annotation, biological process: protein dephosphorylation; cortical microtubule organization; response to abscisic acid. NCBI's taxonomy places the organism in Eukaryota, Viridiplantae, Streptophyta, Magnoliopsida, Arecales, Arecaceae. Gene Ontology annotation, molecular function: phosphoprotein phosphatase activity.